Messenger RNA from Mycena citricolor, 744 nucleotides. NCBI's taxonomy places the organism in Eukaryota, Fungi, Basidiomycota, Agaricomycetes, Agaricales, Mycenaceae. The record is from the annotation of a GenBank genome assembly.
CGCACGCAGGUCCAUGUCCCUUCAUUCAGCUCAUUUCGACUUCGCCCUCCACCGUAUUUCACUCCGUCUUCUCAACCACCCCUCUUCUUUUCCUUUUCACCCACCAUGUACUUUGCCAAACUUGUUCUUUUCGCGCUUUCGAGCAUCUCCGCCGCCCAGGCCGCACCGAAUAUCGCCUCGAUUUUCGACUCGCUGACGUCUGAUGUUGCGUCUCUUGCGACAGUCGUGGCCACCGAUGUCGUCUCAGUCGCCACCGCGGUCGCCACUGAUGCUGCCUCGAUCGCUACUGUCGUGGCCACCGGAGCCCGUUCAAUCGUGACCGUCCUUGCAUCCGAUGCUACGGGGAUCUCUGAAGUCGUCGUCUCGGAAGCCGGCAAGGAGUUCACCGUUCUCACCUCUGCUGGUGGCCAAGCGAUAACAUUCGCUCAAACGGGUCUCCUGGGAUCGGUCACGACGACAUUCGCUGGGUCCACGUACACCGUCGCGACGGCGCUGCCGAGUGCAAGUGCGCCAAGCGCGUCUCCGAGCAGUUCAGCUCGUUCCCGUUCUGCAUCACCCGCUACAACAAUGGGGCUCAUUAUAGUACUUAUCAGCAUCUGUGUCGGCGCUUUCGUCGUCGUUUGAUCGACACAAUGGACUACCUAAAUGUAUCUUUUUAUUCACGAAACUUAAUCUUUAAUGUCAUUAUGUGCGACUCUGAUUACAUGUACGUUUCAUGGUGUCCUUCGCGCUCCUUUGUGUCUC